Plasmodium gonderi is the source of this 3651-nucleotide messenger RNA. Its product is annotated as oxysterol-binding protein/PH domain containing protein. Gene Ontology annotation, cellular component: intracellular membrane-bounded organelle; cytosol; membrane. The coding region runs from base 1 to 3651 and encodes 1216 amino acids. The record is from RefSeq and is a predicted model, not a curated record. Gene Ontology annotation, molecular function: sterol binding. The transcript has a single exon. NCBI's taxonomy places the organism in Eukaryota, Apicomplexa, Aconoidasida, Haemosporida, Plasmodiidae.
AUGUUAGGCGGGAAAUACUUGAACAUAAAACUUUUCAGUGAAAAAAAAAAUUCUUUGGAGAAUAAGACAGUGGGAAAUCCACGAAGCGGUGAUAAAAACAGCACGCAAAAUGUUGGCCAUGGAAAAAGUUACAAUAGAGAUAAAAGAAUAAUACAUGAAGGAUGGUUAAAUAAAUGGACUAAUAUUAUUGGCAGUUAUAGACCUAGAUAUUUUGUAUUAGAAAAUGGUAUAUUAAGAUAUUCACUAGAUAAAUUUUCUCCAACGAAGGAAACAUUUGGGUUGGCACAUUGUAGGAUACGAGUAUGUCCAGAUGAUCCUCUGCAUUUUGAAAUUGACACAAGUGAGCAAGGCAUACUUUAUUUAAAGGCUGAUUUUCCGGAAGAUAAACACAAAUGGUAUAUUUCUUUUAAAAAGGCCCAAUUGAAGUAUCUGCAUGGAAGUCAUAGCAAGAAAGGGUAUAUAAACAUGAAUAAUUUUAACAUGUCCACGAAUUCAGAAUUUUUGAAAAAUAUCAUAAGGAGCACGAAUGACUUGAAUAAAAGCAAAACAAUCAGUUCCUUUGCAGAAGGAAAAGGGGCGAUGGAAAGUUGUGACCAUGUGGAUAGAAAUGCAAAAUGUUGCAAUGAUGUGAAACGAAAGGUAGAAAGUUGCAACGAUAACAUCCCAGAAAGGAAGGAAAAAUUGGGGAAUGCUUUUUCCUGCCAUACAUUUGAUCAUUCAGAGGGUGCACUAAAAACGCAAGAUAUGAAAAACAUAAAUUUGGAUGAAGUGUUCAUAAGAUCAACGGAUUUUGAAGAAAAAAGCCCAACCCUGUGUCUUAUGGAAAAUGUUGUAUCCUUAAAAGAAAUUACAAGAGAAUUAAUUAAAAAUUCAGAAUAUAAUGAAGCGAAAUCUAUUUUAAGAAAAAUGAAAUCAAAUUCCAGUUAUAAAAUUAACUAUAAUAAUAUAGGUACAUUGUUAUAUCAACUAUCCAACUCUAUUGAUUGCAUCGAUGCAGUCAUAGAAAAAUAUAUCAGUUGCACCGAAAUGCUAUUGAAAGAAGAAAAUAUACAAUCAAAAUGUAUAAACAAAUCAUUAAAAUUGUUGGCCAAACAAAAUUAUUUCCUCGAAAAAUCGCAAGAUAAAAAAAGUUUCAGUGAUUUAGGAGUUAAGGUAAAAAAUAAAUUUGAAAAAUUUAACUUUUAUGAAAAUGAGCAAGAGAGUGAGGCUGAAGAAAAUGAAGACAUGUUUUUUGAUUGCGAUGAUGAAUCGCUUUUUUGUGAUGAAAAAAACAUGCAUUCAAAUGCUCCUUCUGUAGAGAAUGUAUCUCCUGAAUUUACAUUCAAUUCUUUUGCUAACGAGGAGGGAGAAGUGGAUAUUCAAGACAGAGAAACAGAUCGUGCGAAUGACACUCUGGAAACUGAGCAAAGGAAGGAAUCUAACUUAAGUGAAACUCCAAUUGAUGAGUAUUCCCAUUUGAGAAAAAAAUAUCAUUACGAAAAAAAACCACAUGAUCAAUCAAUCGAUGAAACGAUACAAGAUGAGGAGACACAUCGAUUGGAUACAUACGAAGAGAAGGAUAAUGAAUUUCCCUCUGAAGAGCUACUUAAUCAUACAACAACAAAAAAAAAUAAUCAUUUGAUUACACACAAAGAAGAGAACUAUAAACCUGGUGACAGUUGUGAAGACAAAACAAAUGACAACGAUUUAGAGUUAAUCCAAUUAUGUAUAGAUAAAAAUAUAAAAUCGUUGAAUUUUAGCAAAAUAGAUAUAUAUACAGAUAAAAGAAUUAAAAGAAGAACAAAAUUACCAAGUCCAAGAGCAGAUAUAAAAAUAAGUAUGUGGUCUUUAUUGAAAGAUUGUAUAGGGAAAGAUCUGUCACGUAUAGGCAUGCCAAUAUACUUAAAUGAACCGUCUUCAUUUUUACAAAGAUUGGCAGAAGAUUUUCAAUAUAUAUAUCUUCUAAAAUAUGCAUCAAAUGAAAUUGAAAGCACAAGUAGGUUAGCAUAUGUAACAGCUUUUACCAUAUCCCCUUAUGCAUCCGUCAUCGGUCGAACGUUUAAACCGUUUAAUCCAUUGUUAGGUGAAACGUUUGAAUUAACUCAUAGAAAAUUCUUCUUCAUAUCAGAACAAGUUGUUCAUCACCCACCCAUCACUGCAUAUCACUGUCAUAAUGAAUAUAUGAAAAAUUUUGCAAGUAUAACAGUUAAUGUACAAAUAUUAGGGAAAUCUGUCGAAGUUACCAUUCCAGGUUCAAGCCAUCUGAUCCUCAGAUAUAAAAAAAAAAAAAAUGAAAAUACGCAUGUUCACAGUGAACAACGUAAAGUAGACGAACCUAUGCUUUAUAAGAAAAAUAAUGUAGGAAAUUUGAAGGAGGUUGUAAGAAGAGGAAGUGAUAUCAACUUGAAUGAAUGUGAAGCACUAACAUGUGCCUCGACCAAAAGGAACACUCACAGCAGUUGUUCUAAUAAUGUACACAUGGAUGUUGGAAAUUGUCAUGCGUAUAAUUAUGAAGUACACCAUUCAUUUCAUUGUUCUCAUGAAAGGGAACAUGAUGAUACGUAUCCAGGUGGAUAUAUGGAGAACGUUGGGAGAGAGAAAUCGGAAAAAAGGGAUUCAUAUAAAACGGAUUUACAAAAAAGGGAGGACUCAGAAAAUGUACGAAAAAAUAACCAUUUGCUUGUAGAAGCUCGUCAAUUUUCCUUAAAUGGUAAUAACAAUAAAAUUCGUGAAACAAAUGACGCUUCUGUGAAAAGAAACAUUUCUAGCGAAACGAAUGAACAUCUUAAAAAAGGUACAGUGGAGGACAAAGGAAAUGGAAAAGGUUUAGGAACAUGUUCCCCAAAUGAUGAUACUAAAGACAAUGGCAUGGAAUAUGAUUACGAGCAUUACACUUAUCAAAGAGCUAAUAUGGUAAUUCAUAACAUAAUUUUUGGGAAAUUAUGGGUGGAAUUACACGGAAAUAUACUAAUUCGAAAUCAUAACAAUGGGGAUUUUUCUAUAGUUAAUUAUAUGAGAAAAGGAUGGUUUGACAAGGAAAUUCACAAAGUAAGAGGAAUUGUAUGCGAUAGAUUUAAAAAUGUAAUUUUUUAUAUAUAUGGAAAAUGGUCCCAAGAAAUUAACAUUGCUUAUGUAAAAGAUUUGAAAAGGCAAGAAUAUAAUUCUUACUUUUUUAAUGAUGAUGGAACCGAAAAUUUAAAUCAUUUCAAUAGGGAUACAUUAAAUGAAUUUAUCAAUAAUGUUGAUUGGCAAUUUUAUGAAAAUCAUAUAGAAAAAUUAAAUGUAGUGUGUAUGUGGAAAGCAGCAAAACGGCCAAAACAUAGUGACUUAUACUAUGGUUUUAACAAUAUGACUGUAGAAUUAAAUGAAAUAACACCUGAAUAUGAUAAAUCCAAUGGAGCAUCUAUUGCCUGUACGGAUAGUAGAUUUAGACCGGAUCAAAGAAGUUACGAAAAUGGAAAUAUUGAAGUUGCUAUGAAUGAAAAACAAAGACUUGAAAACAAACAACGAAUGAAUUCAAAGAAAUAUACAGCCAAUAACUCCUACAAACCAAAAUGGUUCUACAAAAACAAGGAUCCAAUUUAUAAGGAUAAGGACAUGUAUUUAUUUAACAAUGAAUACUGGAUCGCAAAGGAGAAUAGACUCUUUACAGAUUCUCCUGAUAUAUUUUGA